Molecule: messenger RNA, 1395 nt
Organism: Diutina rugosa
Lineage: Eukaryota; Fungi; Ascomycota; Pichiomycetes; Serinales; Debaryomycetaceae
Exons: 1
Coding region: 1-1395 (464 amino acids)
Source: RefSeq, a predicted model, not a curated record
AUGAAGUGGAGCCACUGGACCCUGGUCGCCGUGUGUUUAGGCCACGCCGCGUGUGCCACGUUGCCGACACUGGCGACGCAAGACGCGCUCUCCGCCAUCACCGCUGCCCCCGAGGUUUACGACGAUUACGACUUAGCCAAAAGAGGCCGGGAAGCCAAGGUCAAUAAGGACUUCCAGAAGUUGAAGGAGCAAAAACUGAUGAUCCAGGACGGCAAGCUGCUGGAGGAAGACGUCCCCAAGCCGUGGAUCUAUACCAACAGCGAGGGGGAGAAGGAGAUCAUCACGCCGGUGGUGAUUGCCCUGGUGACUUUUUAUAAUAAGCCGCCGAAAGUGAACGCCGACCUUGCCCCCUGGAUCUCGCUUAAUAAGCAAGGGGAACCGAAGACGGUGACGCCCAAGCGUGGUGGCGAUGGUGUGAAAAAGGGGUACCCUACCUACGGGACGUGGUUCGCCACUCCCACCCAGGAAACCCACGAAGUCAAUGGUGAAACCCAUAUUAUCGACACCCACGCCGAGGAGGACGAGAGGGAACACAUGUUUGACCCGUUGCUCCGGUGUACCCCCGAAAGAUACGGCAAGAAGGGGGUAGCUAAGGAUAAGUCGACGGAGCCCUUCUGCAACCCCGUCGAGGAAAACAAGCCCUACUUGGUCAACCGCACCUAUUUCGUCACCUGGUACUCGGGUUUCUUCAAGGAUGAUGAAAACGACUUUGAACAGGCCAAAAAGGUCAGAAUACACUUAAGUGCGGUGAAGCAGGCGGCGCGGCGCAAGGGGAUGAAGCGGGACCUUAUCGACACCGUCAAGAGCACCUACGAGCUGACGGUGAACAGAUUGACUAAACGGGCGCGGGAGAUCGAGGCUGGCGGCAAGGCGGCGGCGGUGCCGUUCUUCUCGUCGGAAUGGGUCCUGAACACCCGGGGAUGGUACCCGCUCGAAAUCCAGGAAGAGUGGUUGGGUAAAGAAGAACAGCGGUCGAUUUUGAUCCUGAUCCAGCCUGAUUACACCACCGACGAAGACUUUAACUCCAUGCACAGGUACGUGGUGAUCCCCAUCCGCCGCAAGACCCGGGUCGACAAGAAGAACUAUAAGGAUAUCGACACCUUGGAGCAGAAGCAGGCGAACCGGUACUUGGGGAUCCACGACGAGGACGAGGACCACUACGAGAAGUACUACGUGAUUAUGGCGAUCCCCACUUGCGUGAUGAUCGCGGCGUUGGGGAUGUACUUGUUUGUGUUCAUCAACCGCAAGCAGACGGACUUGUCUGGUUUGAAGCGGCGCAACUUCGCCCGCGAAAAGACGUUGAAGAAGAAGUUGCCGUGGACGCUGAAGAAGAAGCGCGGCGGCUACAGCGAGCUCCCCCAGUACAACGAGGGCACCUCCAGCAAGCAUGAAUAG